AUGAGAAUCUCUCUUACCCUGAUCCCGCUGCUGGCUGCAGGCAUUGCUGCCUUCCCAUCAAGCCAAAAGGAAGUCACGACAACGACAUCCACCCUCGACAAUAUUGGUGCGGUUGCAACAGACACUGCCAAUGAGUCUGCUAAUAAUGAGCAUGGUCUCCUUGGAGAGGUGAAAACGGCCCACGACGCUCCUAAACUCCCGGGGGAAGGUGUCAUCUCUUCAAUUGUAAACAAGGCCACACAAGCAAUUCCAGAUGAAGGUCCCGACACAACGACGACUUCAUUGAAUACAUUGACCACGACUGAGUCUAGUUCAAGUCCUCAGUCACAUCCAACCGUCUCUAGCUCAUCUGGUGACAAUGGAGCCUUUGGAAGCCUUGGAGAUGCCUUAUCUGGUAUUUUGGGCAAUAGCGGGUCGGAUGAAUCGGUGCAGUCCAUGUUAUCCGAAGCAGAAUCCAUUAUGAAGAACAUUGGCAGCCUAUUUACUCCGACUUUUGUUAAAGAUGCCGGUGGUUUGGUCAGUCAGGCCUCGAGCUUUUUCGAUGACGGAACUAUGAAGGAUACCAAAGCAAUGAUCAGCACCAUUGCAGGGCUCAAGCCAUUACUUUCCUCAUCAAAUGGAGACGAUUUUUGGUCUAUCUUUCAGAACGGCACUUUUCUUCAUGACAUCGACAACAUCAUCCAGGAUAUCAUUGCUCUUCCGCCGAUCAUAGAGGAGAUCGCCAAAAUUUUGACAAGUGACGAUAUGAAAGACUUCCUCAAAGCUUUCCCGUCUAUUCUUGAUGGUAUUAUGCCCAUUUUGAAUCCGGAAUUGCUGAAAGCAAUUGAGUCCCUUAUCACAACAAAUGUGACACCGCAGUUUGUCAACGACUUGUCAUCAAUACUCAGUGCCGUGCGACCGCUUGUUCACGAUCUUCAGCCAGCCCUAGGAAACGACACAAUACAAACUCUCUCAAAUCUUGUCAAAACCAUCGUUUCCCCCGAUUUCAUCAAUGAAAUUGACAGUCUCCUGAAUAAAUUGCCGCCAAUACUGAAAGAAAUCAUGCCCCUUCUUGGCUCGGAUGUCAUAAACCCACUCAUCAACCUUCUCAAAGAGAUUUUAACGCCAGAUCUCAUAAAGGAACUCGCUUCAUUGAUUGAUGACUUGCCAACUCUUCUAAAAGACGUCCUGUCUUUAGUCAAGCCACUAGAAGAGCUGAUCACCGAAAUUCUGACACCGGAAUUUAUCAGUGAAAUCAAGCCCAUCCUAAAGAGUCUACCCUCAAUCAUCAAUGAUCUGUUGCCUCUUGUAAAGCCGCUGGAAGAUGUUUUGAAGAGUCUUUUGACGAAGGAAUUUAUCGAUGACAUCCGCACCUUGCUCAAAGAUUUGCCCCCUAUUUUACAUGAUUUCUUGCCUCUCUUGAGCUCAAACAUCAUUCAACCGAUUGGCAACCUCUUGAAAGAUAUCCUUACACCCGAGUUUAUCAAAGAGGUUGGGUCACUCAUCAGUGCAUUACCCCCAAUCAUCAAGCAGAUAGUUCCUCUUCUCGACCCACUUGAGGGUCUGAUCAAGGACGUCUUGACACCUCAGCUUCUGAAAGACGUCACGUCGUUAUUGAAACAACUUCCUGGAAUGCUGAGCGAUCUGCUGCCACUGGUUCCAAAGGUCGUGGAGCUUAUCAAAGACAUUCUCACCCCUGACGUGAUUAAUACACUUGGUCAAGCAAUUGAUGGACUACCCGGUCUUCUUGAAGCUGUUUUGCCCCUCUUGCCGGCAGCUGAAAAUCUCAUCAAAGAAAUCUUGACCCCUGCUUUCAUUCAGGACAUCAAGUCGUUGCUUGGGCAAGUACCGGGCCUUCUCAACACCCUUCUUCCUCUCAUCCCAUCGAUUGAAGACUUGAUCAAGAAGGUUGUCACUCCAGAUUUGAUUCAUGUCCUUGAAUCAGUCAUCAAUGCAGUGCCAGGACUUGUGAAUCGACUGCUACCACUAGUACCAGCACUUGAAGACUUGAUCGUUGACAUUUUCACACCCAGCUUCAUCAGUGAGAUUAAGAAGGUUCUUGCUGCAGUGCCAGGACUUGUGAAUCGACUGCUACCACUAGUACCAGCACUUGAAAACUUGAUCGUUGACAUUUUCACACCCAACUUCAUCAGUGAGAUUGAGAAGAUUCUUGCUGCAGUGCCAGGGCUUGUGAAUCGACUGCUACCACUAGUACCAGCACUUGAAGACUUGAUCGUUGACAUUUUCACACCCAGCUUCAUCAGUGAGAUUAAGAAGGUUCUUGCUGCAGUGCCAGGGAUAUUAAAUGCUCUGCUGCCACUGAUUCCACCAAUUGAAAAUCUCAUUCCCAAGAUUCUGACAAAGGACCUUAUCUCCUCUCUUGGAUCUGUGCUCCAAGCUGUCCCUUCAAUUAUUCAGGAUAUACUCCCUCUGUUGAAUGGCAAUCUUAUCAAGUCGUUGGUUGACAUGGUUACUGCGCUUCUUACGCCACAAUUUAUCAAGGAUGUGGAAACAGUGCUCAGUGCAGCCCCACAUUUGCUUCAUAGCGUGGUUCCAGUCUUUGGAGAUGACCUGCUUUCUCCAGUGGAGAAUUUGCUGUCUACGAUAUUCACGGCCGAUGUGGUUCAAGAUGUGGGUGAGUUGAUUGGAACUUUGCCGCCUCUUCUCAAUGAUAUGUUGCCGUUGUUCCACAAGGACAUCAUCGUGCCAGGAGAAAACAUUGCCAAAGAUCUCUUAAAACCAACGCUCAUGAAUGACAUUGGAACGGUCCUCAAUACCGUUCCAGACAUUGUACAGAGCUUGCUGUCUGUCAUAUCUAGCAAUGCGGUUACAUCGAUCCUUGGUGCGGUGCCAAACCUUUUGAAUGACCUUCUCCCAUUGCUAAAUGGUGAUUACAUUUCAAAACUUAUAAACGACCUGGUCAGCAUCCUGACUCCCGAAUUUAUUAAUGAUGUCGGGAAAGUCCUGGCUUCAAUACCGGGCCUCGCAAAGGCUGUUCUGCCAAUCUUCACGGGCAAUAUUCUGACAACACUCGUACAAAACUUGAUUCCUUUAGUGAAGGCUGUGGUUGCGGUAGGUCAGCUGUUAUCAAACCAUCCUUCCCUAACUAACUGGGCAUUUCACAGCUGCUGCCCUUGGUGA
Penicillium riverlandense is the source of this 3120-nucleotide messenger RNA. RefSeq lists its product as uncharacterized. NCBI's taxonomy places the organism in Eukaryota, Fungi, Ascomycota, Eurotiomycetes, Eurotiales, Aspergillaceae. Bases 1 to 3120 code for a protein of 1039 amino acids. The record is from RefSeq and is a predicted model, not a curated record. The transcript has a single exon.